CGGAUAAAGAAAUCCAGGGCAGUAUCCGGGGAAUUCAAUAUGGCUACCAGUUUUAGGAAAAGAGCGCAUAGCUCUAAAAUUCAUCCUCUUGGAACUAGACCAUCAAUACAGAAUGCAUCCUUAUUAUUAGUGUCUACUGGUGUUCCAUCAAUGGAUGCACUAUUAGGUGGUGGUAUGAGUGUUGGAAGCAUAAUGCUAGUUGAAGAGGAUAUCAAUGAGAGUUAUUCCCGUGUUAUUUUCAAAUACUACAUUGCUGAAGGAGUAAUGUGUGGCCACUCGCUCCUCCUGUCUAGUGCCAGUGAAAAACCUACAGAUUUACUAAACGAUCUGCCUGGUCCAGUGCAAGAAGACAGUAAUGAGGUGGCAGCUAAUUUAAUGAAAGAUACUAUUGUUGAAGAAGAUGAUGGUGACUCUGAAGAAAUGAAAAUUGCAUGGCGUUAUCAAAGUCUCCCUAAAGUGAAGUCAUCUUUUAGUAAUAAAUUUGGACAUCGCUUUGAUUUGACAUCCAAAAUGGAAGCAGAAAGAUUGGAUCCUGUUAAAAUUUCAGUGGCAGAGUUCGUGGACACUCGGAUUAGAACAUCUGCAGCAAUGUAUUCCACCUUGUUACAGUCAAUAAGAAAAGAACUUAGUCAUAAUAUUUUUUCCAAUAGUGAUCCAGCUGAUUCACACAAUGAGCAAAAGACCAUCCUUCGUAUAGCCAUCCAGUCAAUAGGAUCACCAUUAUGGCUUGAAGAUGCUAACUCUGACUCCCUUGCCCUAACACAGUUUCUUCAUUCGCUGAGAUGUCUUCUACACACAGCCAAUGCAGUUGCCAUGAUUACAAUUCCAACACAUCUGUUUCAAAAUCCUUCAUAUGUGAGGAGAGUGGAGAGACUCUGUGAUUGUGUGGUUAGACUAGAGUCUUUUGCAGGAUCAGAUAAAGAGCAUAAUCCACUUUUUAAAGAAUAUCAUGGAUUAUUUCAUUUCGUGAAAUUGCCAACACUAAAAUCCUUGACUUGUCAUUAUCCUGAGACGCUUGACUUGGCAUUUAAAUUAAAAAGAAAGAAAUUUGUGAUUGAGAAGCUUCACAUUCCACCCGAGCUGUCAGACACAGUUGCACGUCCACAAGAAGACGACAGUCAAUUCAAAAACAAAUCAAUUAAGAGCAAAAGAAUUGAUUUUUAAAUGAACUAAAAUAAACAAUAAUUAAUCAUUAUUAUUAUUAUUACCACUAAUAACUAGGUUGACUGAUGACGUA
This is a messenger RNA of Amphimedon queenslandica, 1237 nucleotides long. Its product is annotated as elongator complex protein 4-like. Lineage: Eukaryota; Metazoa; Porifera; Demospongiae; Haplosclerida; Niphatidae. Gene Ontology annotation, biological process: tRNA wobble uridine modification. Gene Ontology annotation, cellular component: cytoplasm; transcription elongation factor complex; elongator holoenzyme complex. The transcript has 10 exons. The record is from RefSeq and is a predicted model, not a curated record. Bases 40 to 1164 code for a protein of 374 amino acids.